This is a messenger RNA of Apis mellifera (honey bee), 460 nucleotides long. RefSeq names its product ubiquinol-cytochrome c reductase, complex III subunit XI (gene UQCR-6.4). The coding region runs from base 166 to 321 and encodes 51 amino acids. The transcript has 3 exons. The record is from RefSeq and is marked validated. Gene Ontology annotation, cellular component: mitochondrial inner membrane. Lineage: Eukaryota; Metazoa; Arthropoda; Insecta; Hymenoptera; Apidae. Gene Ontology annotation, biological process: mitochondrial electron transport, ubiquinol to cytochrome c.
UGAAAAUACUGCCAUGCAAUCUUUUUUCACUAUUAUAUCAUAAACCAUAAUUUAAACAUUAUAUAUUGUAUAACAAGAGGAAGAAAUAAUUAAUUUUACGUUAUUAUAUUCAUAAAAAUUAUUGAAAUAUCUCAAGCAUAAUAUUGAUUAUCAAGAUAUUACAAAAUGAAAAUAGGAAAAAGACAUUUCGAAAUCGCUACAAAAUGGAUUCCAUCUUUAAUGGUUUAUACAGGAGCGGCUGGUUUAGCAAUGGUUUUUGUCACAGAUUGGAAAGUAAUAGCUGGAUAUAUACCCUUUUAUGGAAACAAAUUUAAGGAUUAAUAUUAUUUUAAUAUAUUCUUUAAUAAAAUAUAUUAGCAAAUGAUCAUAGAAAUUAAAGCCAACAUAUAAAUUAAUAGUAAUAAUAAUAAUAAUAAUCAUAAUAAUGUAAUCAUAAUAAAGUAUAAUAUAUAAUUAUUGA